UCAAGUCAAAGAGAAGAUGGGUAGACUAGUAGAGUAUAUACUGUUACUUCUAUCAGUUGUACUAGUAGUAUCUACAUUGACUGGAUCUACUAACAAUUACUACAAUGAACCUACUGGUAAUAAAGGAUUCACAGAUUGUUGUGUUAAUACAAAAUUUGCUGAAUUCACUAAUUUAUCAUUAACUCCAAAUCCGCUGAUUCGUGGAAAAGAAUGUGAAAUGCAAGGAAUUUUUCAUAAUACGAAAACCAUACAGUGGGGUAUACUGCAUGUCACAAUAACAUAUACUUUCAAGAAUUAUAUUAAUAUUACUUUCGUGGAUGAGAAAUUCAAUUUAUGUGACUACUUUGUUGAUUUAUUCAAGAUACAAUGUCCUUUGCCACCAGGAAUAUAUCAUGAUGAUUCAGUACGAACAGUACCAAAUAUCUUUUGGCCAGGUAGGUAUUAUGGCAAAGUUACUGCAUACAAUGAGGAAGGAGAGGAAAUGAUGUGUAUAAGUAAGGAAUUUACCGUCAAAUAACUUAAAUAAAAAUAGUGAAAGCACAUAAGUGCAUAAUGACUUUAAGUUGAUUGUGUUUUCUUAACAAACG
Amphimedon queenslandica is the source of this 587-nucleotide messenger RNA. Its product is annotated as phosphatidylglycerol/phosphatidylinositol transfer protein-like. Gene Ontology annotation, molecular function: sterol binding. Gene Ontology annotation, biological process: sterol transport. The transcript is spliced from 5 exons. The coding region runs from base 17 to 517 and encodes 166 amino acids. The record is from RefSeq and is a predicted model, not a curated record. NCBI's taxonomy places the organism in Eukaryota, Metazoa, Porifera, Demospongiae, Haplosclerida, Niphatidae.